Momordica charantia (bitter melon) is the source of this 1008-nucleotide messenger RNA. RefSeq lists its product as uncharacterized. NCBI's taxonomy places the organism in Eukaryota, Viridiplantae, Streptophyta, Magnoliopsida, Cucurbitales, Cucurbitaceae. The record is from RefSeq and is a predicted model, not a curated record.
UAAUAAAAAUAAAAAUAAAAAAUAAAAAAGCCCGAUCGCGAUUCACGGUUUCGUUCGGCUCGUCGUCUUCCUCCAAAAUUCAGAUUUCAGCUGCCGCGUUAGGGUUCUUCUAUUACAGAGCAGCCAUGGUCGCGGUGCCAAAUCCGUAGGUGCGACGCUUUCUCCACCGUCCGAUUAUAAUGGGAUCGUCGUCGUCGUCGACUUUCCCUGUCAUCUGCCUUCUUCACUCUGUGGUUGCCAUCACGAGCGGGACCCUCAUGAUGUUCUAUAUGAAGGAGAUUUACACGAUUGGCCAUGGGAUCGACACCGCCACUAAGUUAAUGGGGUCUACGCCGCACGAUCAGCUCCUGAUUCGGACCUCCGAUUCGUUCUCCGGGUUGCUCCUAUUCGCAAUCGGGUUUCUCCUGUUCAUGGUUUCGUUCGUGAAGGACAAGGAAUUUCAAGGGUUCUUCGCCAAGGGAUGUACAGUGCUUCACGUCUCAAUGGCGAUGUGGAGAUUCUACUUCGAGCGACGAGUGGAGGACAUGGCCUGGGAUUGGCUGAGGCAGAUUGUUGGUGACAUUCUUCUCGCCCUCUCUUGGGUCUUCUUUCUUUUUUAUUCCUGGAGAGAAAAGUAUGAUUAGUUUUCUGAGUAAUUAUCGAGUCUUUUCUUUUGCUUCCAAGUUGCAAAUUGCAUUAAGAUUUCUGAAUCUGGAUACGGAUACCUGUUCAAAAUUCGGGAAAGAAGGCGAUUCAAACGUUCAGGUGAAUAUGGCAGAAAGGGAACAAUCCAUCCCCACUUUCCUUUGUGUGUUUUUUUCUUCCCUUGUUGAUUGUUGAAUAUUUCUCUCAGCUUUGAAAACCACAGUCCUCUUGUAAAUGUUUUGUGCUUAUUGAGCAAAAUUAAAUAUAUAUCAUAUUUGAUGCUUUGUUACUGAGUUCUUCAGUUUAGUGAAAUAGAACAACUGUGUUUCACGGGAAAUCUUGUGAAGAGAGCAUUAUUAGAGCUGCCCACUGAAACUUUUUAUA